AAAAAAUCAUUAUUAAGUAUUAGAUUACCUGCAAUUAAAAAAAAUUCAAAACCAAAUCAACUAAUGGGAUGUGCAUCAUCACAAGCUGCUGAAAUUAAAGCACAACAAAAUUCAGAAACGGCACCAAGUGAUGCCCCAAAAAAUGAUAAUGAUGGUGAAAAUAAAUCUGAAAAAGAAAAUGUCAAAAAUAGUGCAGAUAAUAAAGAAAGUUCGGAAACGAAUAAAUAUCCUCCACCAGAAGCAUUUGAAAUUCCAUUAAGUGAUAUAACUGAUUUAUCUAUGGAUGAUCAAAAUUCUAGUGAAAAUAUAAUUAAAAAACAUCCACCAAAACGAUUACAACGGUUAGUUGAACAAUCACAACAACAACAACAAGAACCAACAACAACAAUUGAAGAUUUAGAAGAAAAAUUAGCAAAAGCUGAAAUACGUCGUCAAAAAUUUUUACAACAAAGAGUUGAUAAUGUAAUAUCAUUAGCUCAACCAGCAACAGCAACAACAACACAACAACAACAACAAUCAUCAGCUACAACUAUUACAAUUGAAAAAAAUGAAAAAAAUUUAAAUAAUGAUGUUGAUGAUGAUGAAAUGUUAACAGUAACAACAACUACAAUAACUAAUAAUAAAAAAACAAUUGAUGAUGAUGAUGAUGAUGAUGAAAAAAAUUUUAAUGAUAAUCAUAAUGAUAAUAAUAUCAAUUAUACUAAAACCAUAACAUCUGAUCAUAAUAAAUUUGAUAUUAAUGAAACAAUUGAAUCAAAAAAUUUAAAUAGUAACAACAGUAAUAGUAAAAAUCAUAACAGUAUAAAUGACAGUAAUAAUAUCAACAAUAAUGAAAUAAAUCAUUCUAAUUUAAAAAAUUAUACAAGAGCACCAACACCAGCAGCACCAACAAUGAGAUCAACAGCAGUGAAAAAAGUUAACAUUAAUGAUAACAUUGUUAAUAAUAAGGAUGAAAAAUAUCGAAGUCCAGGUGAUGGUGAUGAAAGUAAAGAAAAUUUACAAAUUUAAAUUUUAAAAACAAAAAAAAAAAAUUUAUAUAUUGAUGGGGUGGGGAUUCUUAAAAAGAGUAAGAGACAAAAGCAGAGAGGGAGAGAGAGAGACAGAGAAAGAGAAGCAAACAAAAUCAGUAAAGAAAAAAAAAAGAUUAUUGAUGGAAGUUGCUUUGCUAUGAUAAAGUGAAUUUUUUAAAGUUGAUAAAGAAAGAGAAAGAAUGAAAAAAAAAGAGCGGUUAUAAGGUGGAUGAAAAAAAAAAAAAAUAAAGAAAAAUUGCGCAACG
Molecule: messenger RNA, 1276 nt
Organism: Condylostylus longicornis
Lineage: Eukaryota; Metazoa; Arthropoda; Insecta; Diptera; Dolichopodidae
Product: putative mediator of RNA polymerase II transcription subunit 24
Exons: 2
Coding region: 64-1008 (314 amino acids)
Source: RefSeq, a predicted model, not a curated record